CAGCUCUGCCCCCUAUCAGCGCGCUUCUCCCGCCUGAUCAGCAGCAUCACUCUCCCCCCGCUUCCACUCACAGUCAGCGGGCAGAGCGGAGAGGAGCAGCCGGAGAAGAGACCACUUCUACGGCUCCGUCAGUCCCACACUUCAGCCAGUGGACGGAGGUGAUGAUGGCGGCGGCUGUGGAGAGAGGAGGCGUGCGGGCCGCUUUCCUCAACCCGGGCAGCAGCAGCGGCGGCGGUGGCGGUGCCGGUGGAGGACCAAUGCCCACCGGCCUCCCUCCAGGACCCUUCCCCGGAGCAGUGGUGCUGGGCUCGGGCUCCGGAUCCAUGCCCGUCCCUAUGAACCUCUUCGCGACCUGGGAAAUAGACCGAUCGUCCCCGAGCUGUGUCCCAAGGCUUUGCACUCUCACACUGAAAAAACUGGUGGUUCUGAAAGAGCUGGAUAAAGAACUCAACUCGUUAUCGAUAGCUGUCAAAAUCCAGGGCUCGAAGCGUCUGCUGCGUUCAAAUGAGUAUAUCCUCCCUCCCAGCGGCCUGAUGGAGACAGAUCUGGAGCUGACGUUCUCACUACAGUACCCUCACUUUCUGAAGAGAGACUCCAACAGACUCCAAAUCAUGCUGCAGAGGCGGAAACGCUACAAGAACAGAACCAUUCUGGGCUACAAGACUCUGGCCGUGGGAGUCAUCAAUAUGGCCGAGGUGAUGCAGCACCCCACAGACGGGGGUCAGAUCCUGGGUUUGCACAGUAAUGUGAAGGAGGCUCCGGUGCGAGUGGCUGAGAUUAGCGUCUUCUCUCUGUCCUCUCAGCCAAUCGACCAUGAGGAUGGCAGCGGGCAGGCGGGACGCAAGACCAAGACCUCAGACCGCUCUCCGGACAUGGACAACUAUUCUGAGGAGGACGAUGACAGCUACUCGUCUGAGCAGGAAGCCAGUGACGACGCAGUGCACGGCCAGGAUCUUUACGAUGAAGAUGAUGAAGUGAGGAAGCCAAAGAAGGCAAGACGGAAAAUGAUUCGAACCACCUCCAUGACCAGGCAACCCAACUUUAAGCAGAAGUUUGUGGCCUUGUUGAAGAGGUUCAAAGUUACAGAUGAGGUCUUGGACUCUGACCCGGUGGACCAGACUCAGGAGGUGGAGGAGGACCUGGACCUGCUCUACGACAGUCUAGAGGUUUAUAACCAGAGCGACAGUGGGCCCGAGAUGGAGGACAACGAGAGUGUUCUGAGCACGCCCAAACCCAAACUCAAGCCUUUUUUUGAGGGGAUGUCUCACUCCAGCUCGCAGACUGAGAUCGGCAGCAUCCACAGCCACAAAAGCCAGCAGAGGGAGCUGUCCUGUCCUACAGGAGACUUUCUGACCGUUGACAGAUGUAAAGUGCAGAGCAGCCGGUACCAAGACGAGAGCAUCAACGACGCCGCAGCCGGGGAGCCAGAGACAGACGAUAGCGGUCCGGGGCCAGGCGAGGUGAGCAGCUGGGACGUCAACUCCGAGCGAGUGUCCAGCACGGUCGGAAAGCUCUGCAAAACCGAGUCUCAAAACCACAUGUCUCCAAGUAAAAUGGACAACAAGCUGCAAAGGCGAACGCGUAGUACCUCCAUGAAGGACAGGCAAAACUCUAAGGCCCAGAACGAUCGCACCAGCAGCAUGGAGAGUGAAUGCUCCCCAGACUCCAGGCUUAUAGCACAGGUUCCCAGGAAGUCUGUGUACGAUCAGCUCAAUCAGAUUCUCAUUUCUGACGAGCGGUUACCAGAGUGCAUCAUUCUCAUCAACACUACAGAGUGGCAGGGACAGUAUGUAGCAGACCUGCUUCAUGAACAGGGCCAGCCCAUAGUGUCCACCUGCUCCGCUGCAGACGUCCAAGCCGCUUUCAACACCAUCGUCACGCGCAUCCAGAGAUUCUGCAAUUGUAACGCACAGACUCCCCCUACGAUGAAGGUGGCGGCGGCCGGAGACCAGAGUUACCUCAGUACAAUAUUGAGGUUCUUCGUGGAGCAGCUGGCCAAUAAAACACCUGACUGGCUCAGUUAUAUCCGCUUCCUGGUCAUCCCCAUUGGUUCACAUCCUUUGGCCAAACACGUGGCCUCAUUCGACAGCAAGUUCAACAAUCUGUUUAUGGACACAGCCUGGAGGGAGCUGUUCUGCAGGACGGAGCGGCCCACUUCAGAUAACAUUGACGUAGCUGGACGGGUGGUGCAGUAUUUGGCUGGAGCCAACGUGUCCCACCAGUUCCCCAUCUCCGAGGCCAUGCUCACCUAUAAACAAAAGAGGAAAAGAAGUUUGUAUUUUGAUUUUUACAUCAGCCCGGAUGAAGACUCCUGUCAGAAAUUUGUACCAUUUAUUGGGGUUGUGAAAGUAGGAAUUGUAGAGCAGAGCCUAUCAACGUCAGUGGAUUCGGAUGAUGCAAUGGGUGGCAACACGAGCAUCCUGUCCUCCCCAACUCCCCCCACGGCCGGCCCGUACGGGAAAGAGAUCGGCAGCACCCCCCCUCAGUCCCCCUCUGUGUCCACUGCCUUGUCUGGAGCUGGCUCUCCAUGCUCGGGCAGUGAGGUGAUGGGUCUCCAGGUGGACUACUGGACAUGGCAGGGUCCAGAGAAGAAGAAAGAGGGAGAGAAGCGUGACGUGGGUCUCAAAAACACCUUAAAGAGUAACUUCAGGUCUCUGCAGGUGAGCCGCUUGCCCUGUGGAGGAGAGCUGACUCCGCCCCCCAGCAUGGCCAUGACCGUGGUGACAAAGGAGAAGAACAAGAAGGUGAUUUUCCUCAGUAAGAAGCCCAAGGAGAAAGAGCUGGACUCUAAGAGCCAAGUGAUCGAUGGGAUCAGCCGUUUGAUCUGCACGGCCAAGCACCAGCACACCAUGCUGAGAGUGACUAUUGACGGCGUGGAGUGGAAUGAUGUGAAGUUUUUCCAGCUUGCGGCGCAGUGGCCCACGCACGUGAAGCACUUCCCUGUUGGGAUCUUUGGUUACUCCAAACCUGUGUGACCCUGCGACUCCGAGGGUCCCGGCAAAACUAGUUUUCCUGUGGAAAUCUGAACUGACUCUAACCACAAGCUACAUGUUGUCAAGUUGAUGUUUCGAUGUUGUUGGGUGGUGAUCUUGUUUUUUUACACACUACAAAAACAAUUUUGUAAGUUUUGUGCUACGGCCUCGGAGGGAUUUUGAGGUUUUUGACAAAUUGCCACAUUUGGAUAAUGGCAGCUGUGUUUGCACUUUGUUUUGUUAACAUUUUAUUAUUAUUUCUGUGAAAUCCUACAUUUAUUGUUACUCUAUAGACAUGGAGGAGCGUGCCGGUGGCGUGCAGUGGCGUGUGUGCGAUUGUUGAGUUGAAAUGUGCUCGUGUUUGUCGUUGAAAGUUGGAAAAUUGCUGUGAAUUUAGUUGGAUCCUUCUCCUCAAACUCAGUGCUCAGUUUUUAACCCUUUACUUUGUCAAUUUUUUAUAGAAAAAGUUCUUAUUGCCUCCUAAAGCUUAAAGCACACUGUGUACCUAACAUCUAAACAGCUAUGGCUAGGUCGUGUUUUUGAGGGUAGCUAUAAUGAAUGUAGCUAAGACUUAUUAUUCACCACAUGUAAACUGCUCUUUGUGACUUUUGUAUUGGUGGUUAAGUACAUUUAGACUGUACAGCGACACCUACAGUAGAAGCAGGGUAUACCACACACUUUUAGUUUGCAAUAGCUUGAUGCCAAAAGUAGUUGUCAAUGUUACAACUAACCAGUUUUCUCUGUUACGUAAAGGGCCACUAUUUACAGAUGCUAUAUUCUCACUAUACACGUUUUUACAAUAACUUAAACCCACAUUGCUUCAGCUGUGCAGUUCAUGUGCCAAAGCCUCACUAGAGCUUGUAGUAUUUUAUGGCCCUUUGGAGGCCAGUAUUGCUGUUACUGAGUGUUCAAUAGAUCAGAUUCACAGGUUAGCGCACUACAUUUGGCCAUAUAAAAGUGCUUAUUAUCAGAGGUGGGUAGUAUGUACUCUGUUGUUGUGUUGUUACUUCAUAAUAGUAUCCCUUAUAUUGAGUAUUACUUAUGUUGUAUUUGAACAAUCUUCUUAUUGAAUAAACACACAAAUUUUGAAUCUUAAAUGUUUUAGACCUGAUAAAACUUAACAUUUCUGAUAAAAGAAAGAAAAAAAAAAGACCCGCGAAAGAUUGACUUCUUAAAAAAAUAAAUAAAAUAACUCCUCCAACUUUUUCACAAUACAUAAAGAAUUAGGAUAAACACAUACAGGUUGUUGAAGAGUGGCCCAAAUGUGUUAUGAAGUAAAAAUUACUACUCAGAUUGCAGGUGUAGUAAUUACUUGGAUCAAAAUAAAAAGUACCAUUUAAAGUACAAGUACAUAUAACGUCAUUACUACCCACCUCUGAUCAGAAGUAAAAUAGUAUGCACAUCCUAAACAAGCAUUGUAUUCUACCUUUUUAAACACAUUUUGAUGAAUAAUUCUAACUUGAAACGUACAGUACUUAUCUCAGUAUUGUUAGUAGGAACGCUUGAAUGAGUUUUUGUACAAUGCAAAAGUAAUGAGUUUAAAUUUGUUGUAUGAGUUUUGCCACUUGUCCAAGUCACUGCCUAUGUGUGUCUGUGUUGGUGUGCUCAGUGUUGAUGGUACUCCCUGAUAAAAUAGUGUUAAACUUUUUGCAAUAGGAAAAACCUUUUGACAAAGGGCCUUUCUGUAUAAGUUUGUUGUUGCUUUUUAUAUAAAGUGAAGAGCUUUGAUAGCCUGGCUUUUUUAGUAUUGUAUAUAAGAUUAUACAAGAAGUAAUAUUGUGAAUUGCAAAUCCCCCUAUUGCCACUAAAGUUAAAGCACAAAUAGCUUACCUUUAUUUCUUGAAGAGAUAGUCCAGCGUUUUGUAAAUAUAAAAUAGAUACUUGUGGAUAUCACAUGGUAUAAUGGCCAUUACAUUCAUCUUACUUUCAUUACAAGCUGUUAAAGGUGCACUAAGUAACGCUUCUGAUGGAGGGUCUGUCACCUUCUUGUCUCCAUGGAAAUGUAAUUACUUUGCCUGGAAUGCUCCACAGUACAGCAUGAAACUGAUCUAAUUUGCCUUUAUUCAAUCACAGGCAUUUUUAUUGCUAUAUAAUACUUUCCCUCACGGCAUCACAUGCUUGUCUCUAUGGAGAUAAAUGUCCAGCCAAAGCAAUAAUAUCUCCAUGGAGACGAUAGCAGCCAUUCCAGCAGAAAAGUUACAAAGUGUACCUUUAAUAUACACAAAUUAAUAAUUAUGUGUCUGUCUCCAGUCCAGUUCUCAAAUUUAGGUGCAAGUGUUCUUUGUAGUGGUGAUCUACAGUCGCCCCAGGUCAGAUUAUGAGGAAUGACACUGCCAAUAUUCCUGCAAAUUGUAUUAUCUACUAAGCCACUAAUGCCCCAGAUACAGUCUAAUAAUAUCCAUAAACUUGUCAACUUGGUCUUGAUUUAUAAAACUAGACUAUUUUAAUGUCUCUAUAUAGCUCCAUUUACAUACCCAUUUCUUUCCUUAUUUUCAGCACUCAACUUUAGUGAAAUUGUCUAAACUAGGAGUGUAUCAGCGAUCAUUUACUCUAAAAGUGUCUAUUAGAAACUACAAAACACUGCACUAUCCCUUUAACUUAAAUGCCAAAUAUUUACCCUUGUUGCUAUGAAGUCCUACAAUGCAAACACUAUAAUAGUCAUUUCUCAUACAUUUCCCUCUUUUAUAAUGCACUUUGAUGUGGUUUAAAUACAUUUUAUCUCAAAUUGGGACAUUGCUUUUGAUUUUGAGGUGUUAUAUUUGAAAGAACCACUACCUAUAGACUAGAGAAACCCGUGUGCUCAUUUUCGUAAUUAUUAUUAUUGACUGUAUUGGCUGCAUUUGCCUAUUAAGGUCUAUGGAAGAAACUGUUACAUUAUUUUUGCCACUCAUUGCAGCUACCACCGUGUGUGUCUGCCUGUGUUCUAGCUGCCUAGGUUGUUUAGUAUUAGCCAAUGCAGAAUUAUUUGAGGGAAUUAACUUAGUAGACAUGCAAUUUAGCUUUUUUCAAAAUAAAAUGACAAGAUUAUUUCAUCGUAUUUGAACUCGCAACCUUUUUUUCAAACUAAAAUGGCAAGAUUAUUUCAUCGUAUUUGAACUCGCAACCUUUUUGCCCUGAAUCUAGACGUAGCAUGGGGGUACUUUACAAGGCUGGAUCAAUGAGCGGGCAUGCUAACAUUUUUAAAUCAGAGGUUUUCAAACUUAAACGACCAGCAAUUACCUCUUAAAUUUGCUUUUAUAUAAAAUAAUUUGCUUUUAACAUAUUUUUAAUUAGCUAAAAUUGUCAUAAUAGUCUAAACUAAAAAGUCUAAACCAGAAUAAACCAAGGUCAGUACUGGUUAGGUAAAUCAGGACUAAAUACUAUAAGACAAAUCUUGCAUACCACUUAUAGAGAUCAAGAGUGGAAAUCAACAAAUGUCCUAUUAAGUUUGAAAAGUUUUUGGGAAAAUUCUUAAUAUUUUGAGAUCAGAUAUGUGGCAACUAAUAACCAUAACCUAAUUAUAUUAAAUACAUGAAUAUAAAAGAACUAAAAAUACAGCAAGGUGUAAUUAUAACUUUGUGGCUUAUGCAUCACAAAUAUUAUUUAUUAUGUCUUAUACUCAUGUGUUACUACAGACCUAAUAGACUCCAACAAAUGUUUAAUAUUAAAAAAAAACAACUAUGGGAAUUUUACUUAAAAAACUUAAUGUCCCUGCACACUUUUAAACUGUAAUGUGUUUGAGCCUCUGACAUAAGUCUCAAAAGCAGCAAAAACUACUCCAUGAUGAUGAGACAUGCCAUCUCAAUGUUCCUGUUACUUGAAAUACCACCCAUCGUCUUUGCACAAAUCCUCUUUUAAAAACAUGACAGUAUUUUUAAAGUUACCACUAAAAAUAUGGGUUCCUCUGCAUGUUUUACUAUAGAUGUAAAUAUGUUUUGGAUUUUUAUAUUGUUUGUUUGUUUCCAUGCUCACAAGCAGUUGUGUUAAAUAAAAUUUUUAAUCUUCUGUACAAA
Molecule: messenger RNA, 6964 nt
Organism: Periophthalmus magnuspinnatus
Lineage: Eukaryota; Metazoa; Chordata; Actinopteri; Gobiiformes; Gobiidae
Product: phosphofurin acidic cluster sorting protein 2
Exons: 25
Coding region: 162-2975 (937 amino acids)
Biological process (GO): protein localization to plasma membrane
Molecular function (GO): transmembrane transporter binding
Source: RefSeq, a predicted model, not a curated record